Molecule: messenger RNA, 1392 nt
Organism: Schistocerca nitens (vagrant locust)
Lineage: Eukaryota; Metazoa; Arthropoda; Insecta; Orthoptera; Acrididae
Product: RNA-binding protein lark-like
Exons: 8
Coding region: 124-972 (282 amino acids)
Biological process (GO): mRNA splicing, via spliceosome
Cellular component (GO): nuclear speck
Molecular function (GO): mRNA binding
Source: RefSeq, a predicted model, not a curated record
CAUGUUUCCGAUAUCCGACAUAGAGGGCAGCUUUCGCGCCUUUUCGAGGGACGCUAACGCCAUUGUGGUUUUUGCUGUAGCUACUCUUAGUUUAUGCAAGGAUUUUAGUGGUAUCUGAGCAAAAUGACUGAUAUCAGGACUUCAAGCACUCCACCAAAAACAAAAAUAUUUGUUGGCCGGCUCCCAGAAAAUGCCAACCCACAAGAUUUGAGGAAGUUAUUUGAGCAAUAUGGCGUUGUCACUGAGUGUGAUAUUCUUAAUCGUUAUGGUUUUGUGCACAUGAAGACGGAAGAGAUGGCAGCAGAAGCUAUAAAAGCUCUAAAUAAUGCAGAAUUUAUGGGUGUACAGAUCAGUGUUGAGCAAUCAACAGGAAAGAAGAGUGGCAGAGGCAGUUCCUUUAGAGGUGGAUUUGGUCCUGUCCGUGGGAGAGGAGGGUUUAGGGGAGUUGGAAGAGCUAGCCCAUAUAUGAGGGACAGCAGACCUGAUUUUGAAAGACGACCAGGGCUGCCACCACCACCUGGCAUAAGAAAUGGAUUUUAUGAUGGAAUUGAUCGUGGCUAUGAUUCAUAUUAUCCAUCAAGAGGGCCUCCACAUCCAAUGAUGGCAUCUAGAGAUAGGGAAGUGGAAAGGCGUCCUGCCUACCCAGAACCUGGCAGGUCACCAUAUGAACGUCGGUCUUUCUCAGAUGUUGGCCGUAGCCCGUAUGAACGACCAACUUUGCCCCCUGUUGCUUCUUUUGAGCGUCGCACUGAGUAUGGUGCAGCUAGACUUGGCUCUGAUAUUUACCGGAGGAGAACACCACCACCAGCCUCAAGUUUUGGUACCUCAGGGUAUGAACGUGAGCCACUGGACAUGUAUGGUCCACCCACUCGAAGUUAUGAACGUGAGGGCUUGGAUCCGUAUGGGCCACCAGCCAGACGCUAUCCAUCUGCAGCUCCACUUGACCACGAGUUGCCGCCACACCAUUACUAAACAUUCCUUACUCCAAGAAACUACUUGAGAGAACUGUAAUAUUUUUUGUAAUGAAAUUUCAUGAUCAUCAUGAAUAUGUGAUGUGGUUCAGAGAUUAUGGAAAUUUAACUCACAUCAGCUUCAGUUUGUGAAAUUGACAAUCAACUAUGUAAUUGAUUACAUAUAUGGCUGGUACAGUUGUACUUAUAACAUGUAAAAUGACAAUUGAACUGCAUGCAUUGGGUAUACAAUUGUGACACAAUACUAUACAGUAUUCUGUGAUACAAAUGUGUAAAAUUUGUCUUGGCUAAUUUUUAAAAGUUAACAGAUUUUGUACUUUUUCUAGUUUUAUUACAAGUAGACAUGUAGUCUUCCGUUGCUUGUACAAGGACUUUACCACAACAACAGAAAACAAAUAAAUAUGCCUAUUUUGAACUUCCA